UUAAGCGUGGGAGGAAAUGUGAUCGCGACGCUGGUCGUCUUCGUUGCUGGGACUGAGUUCGCGGUGCCGCUGGUUGUUGUUGUUGUUUGUUCUUGGUAGUUGUUGUGUUUGUUGUGUGUCUGCGAGUCCUGUUGGUGUGCGUGCUAGUUGUGGCCCACCCGUGUUAGUGUUGGCACCCGUUGUGUGUGUGGUGGUGGUGGUGAAGCGCUGAAAGCGGCCCAGGUCGUGGUGGGGUUUUGUGUCUGUGUUUGUGUCUUCGCUCCGUGUACGCACUUGUGGUGGUGGUGGUGGCGGCGGCAGUGUUGUGGUGGCAGUGUUUGUCGUGAGCCUCUGCAGCAUCAUGCCGCUCUUCGGGAAGAAGAAGACGGAGAAGGGGAAAGAAGAGAAGCAGCGAGGGCCUGCGUACCCAACCCAGACGGCCAGUCCUUACCCUGUGCAGACAGCCUCUGCCCACCCUGCCCAGCAGCAGAUGCCCCCACCGAUGGCGUACGCUGGUAACGCGGCACCCCCGGGACUGUACUACCCGCCACCCUCGUACUCCAGCGUGAGCGCAGCUGCUCCACCACAAGCUUCCCCCAUGGGUUACGGGAAUCAUCCCGCCACUUCCGGUGGCCCCCCUCCGAUGUAUUCACCGUUUGCCGCUGCCCCAUAUGCUGCUUGCCAAUAUCAGCCGGUACCCGCUGCAGCGCAUGGCAACAGCACUGUCUUCGUGCCCAAUGCGUUUGAUGCUGGAGCCCGGUUUGGCAGUGGGUCCAUGCCCAAUGUUCCGCCCCCUCCCCCUGGCUACGCCCCCAAUGCUGCUCAGAUGGCGUCCAUGCAGGGCCAGACCGUGGUGAUGGGACAGAGGAAGAGCGACUGGUUGGAGGGAGGCUCCAGCGGGGGUGUCACCUUCUUUUAAUGCCACACGGGGGGGGGGGGGGGGGGGGGUGGCCUGCCCCGAGGGCUGCUCCAGUUGCAGCGAUUAUUUUUUUCAAGAAACAUGGCGACCAUAAAACAAUUCUCACUGAAAAGUAAAAAAGUUCUAACAGAUUGGCUGCAACUGUUGCUUUAACUAAACUCUCACACACAGGCACGUGGCCUUUGAUGGGGCAUUUUUGGACGUAAUUGCCCUUAAUUUUCAAAAUGAUACUAUGGUCUAGUAUUCCAUUCUUCCGCUUCGCAAAAGUUAUUAAGGUUAUUUUUUUAAAUACUGUACUGGGUAUGCACAUUUAUAUUGUACUGGACUAGUUUUUAUAAUGUCACUAAUUAUGAUUAUUAUCUUUUGGUGGCUCUUACUGUAUAAAGUUGUUUUUGAUGUUGGUGGGUAUUGGGGGGAGUUUAAAUAUUUGUUCCUGAUGAAGUUUAUUUAUAGUACUCUUAAAUAAUGCAAAAUGUGAUUUUUCUCGUCAUUGAGCAUAAUAAAACAUUACUCUAAAAAAAA
Molecule: messenger RNA, 1420 nt
Organism: Petromyzon marinus (sea lamprey)
Lineage: Eukaryota; Metazoa; Chordata; Hyperoartia; Petromyzontiformes; Petromyzontidae
Gene: DAZAP2
Product: DAZ associated protein 2
Source: RefSeq, a predicted model, not a curated record